ACAGGGGCAGGCUAAUGCUAAACUGCUCCUUCGGUCCCUAGGGUUUUGCAGGUGACUUCGAAAUACAACCUUGCUCCUGCUUCAAUCGAAGUCGAUCUCCAUCGCCACCGUCUCCUCCGCUUCACCCGAGCGCACGCUCGAGCACGCCGACUCCGCAUCGUCUUCUUCACCGGCGACCAGCCAAAACCUCUCGCUCACGGCCAGGUUGUCAUGGCGGCCGCUAAUAACGUUCCGACUGGUCUGGACAAGGAACAGAUUUUUGGCAUGGCAGAGAAGGAGAUGGAAUACCGGGUGGAACUUUUUAACAAGCUUACGAACACAUGUUUUAACAAGUGCGUCGAGAAAAAGUAUAAAGAAUCGGAGCUAAAUAUGGGUGAAAAUAGUUGCAUUGAUCGAUGUGUUUCAAAGUAUUGGCAGGUGAAUAGUCUAAUAGGCCAGUUGCUUGGAUCUGGUCGUCCGCCAAUGUAGAAUAUGCUGGUGCAGCUGAUCCGUGUCAUCCUAGAGUAGAUGCCCAGUCGGAUUUUUGAGGAAAGCCAGGAACUGCUGAUAUUAUAGUCCUUUUUUUCUGUGUGUCUUAUGAGUUUACGAGGUCCUCUGCUUAUUGUUUAGUUUGGACUUUGUGGCAGUGGCAGCGGCGGUCCUGAAUGCUCGCUGUCCACAGUUAUUGGGAAGACUUGUAUUCUUAAAUAAAUAGCAGCGUUAAUCUCAGUUGAAUUGGAAUUCUGAGAUGGGGUUCUUACUGAAGAGCAAAGCACGAUCAGACACCUGGCUGUUGAAUAUUUUAUGAAGUCUUGAUUGUUGUUCA
Syzygium oleosum is the source of this 805-nucleotide messenger RNA. RefSeq names its product mitochondrial import inner membrane translocase subunit TIM10. The transcript is spliced from 6 exons. Gene Ontology annotation, biological process: protein insertion into mitochondrial inner membrane. Bases 211 to 468 code for a protein of 85 amino acids. Gene Ontology annotation, cellular component: mitochondrial inner membrane. Lineage: Eukaryota; Viridiplantae; Streptophyta; Magnoliopsida; Myrtales; Myrtaceae. The record is from RefSeq and is a predicted model, not a curated record.